GGAACUCCGUCCUUUUUUUGGUGGAACUCCGUCCUUUUUGGUGGAACUCCCUCUUUUCCCGGGGCGCGGUGGCCCCGUAUGGCCCCAGGACAAUCCCGGGUGGUUUCUCCAUGGCUUUCGGGGACCUUCUGGAGCUCUUGGGAGGGAUGGGACGCUUCCAGGUGGCCACCAUCCUCCUCUUGGCUUUGCCCAUCUUCAUGAUGCCCAGUCACAACCUUCUCCAGAACUUCACGGCUGCCACCGCCGCCCACCGCUGCCGCUUCCUUUGGGAGGACAACGUCACCGAGGUCCACCUCCAGGAGCUCCUGAAGGUUUGGCUUCCGGACGGAGAGCGGUGUCGCCGCUUCGUGGCUCCUCAGUGGUGGCUUUUAGACCUCAACGCCUCAACGCUCAACGCCACUCCGGCCGAGACGGAGCCGUGCGGCGACGGAUGGACCUACGACCGCAGCGUCUUCACCAACACCAUCGUCACCGAGUGGGACCUGGUGUGCGGCUCGCGGGCUCUGAAGCAGUUGGCGCAGUCGCUCUACAUGAGCGGCGUCCUGGUGGGCGCCGUCGUCUUCGGAGCGCUCUCGGACAGGUUUGGGCGACGGCGGCUCCUCACGUGGUGUUACCUCCAGAUGGGCGUCAUGGGGACCUCUUCCUCCUUCGCCCCCACCUUCACCACCUACUGCCUCUUCCGGUUCCUCACCGGCGCCGCCUUCUCCGGCGUUGUCCUCAACAGCGUCUCCCUCUCUUUGGAGUGGACGCCGACGGCUCAGCGGGCGCUGGUGGGGACCCUCCUGGGCUACUGCUACACCUGCGGGCAGUUCCUCUUGGCCGGGGUGGCCUUCGCCGUUCCCGACUGGAGGAGACUGCAGCUCCUCGUGGCUCUGCCCUUCUUCGCCUUCUUCGGCUGCUCCUGGUGGCUGACGGAGUCGGCGCGGUGGCUCCUCAUGGUGGGGAGGUCCCAACAGGCCCUGCAGGAGCUCCAGAAGGUGGCCAAGAUAAACGGGAAGAGCGAAGAAGGCCGGAAGCUCGACGCGGAGGCGCUGAGGUCCCACGUGCAGGAGGAGACGGUUCCAUCCCGGAGGCGUCACAGCGUCCUCGACCUCGUCCGGACGCCCGUCCUGCGCCGCAUCUCCUGCGGCCUCUGCUUCGUCUGGUUCUCCACCAGCUUCGCUUACUACGGUUUGGCCAUGGACCUCCAACACUUUGACUUCAACCUCUACGUGAUCCAAAUGAUCUUCGGAGCGGUGGACAUUCCGGCCAAGUUGGUGUCCAUCCUCACCAUCACCUACGUGGGACGGCGUUUCACCCAAUCGCUCGCCCUCAUCUUGGCCGGGGCGGCCAUCUUGGCCAACAUCCUGGUGCCACCGGAGCUGCGGACGCUCCGGACGGCGUUGGCCGUCUUCGGCAAAGGCUGUUUGGCCGCGUCCUUCAACUGCGUUUUCCUCUACACCGGAGAGCUCUUCCCAACCGUCCUCCGACGGGGAUGGGAUUGGGCAACACCGCGGCGCGGUUGGGCAGCAUCAGCGCCCCUCUGGUCAAGAUGGUGGCAGAGGACCUCCCGGCGUUGCCGUUGGUCAUCUACGGAGCGGCGCCGGUGGCGUCGGGGCUGGUGGCCACGUGGCUUCCGGAGACGCGGGAGACGGCGCUGCCGGAGACCGUGGAGGAGGUGGAGAGAAGGGUCCACCCCCAGAAGGUCGAAGCCCAACACCUCCAGGUCCCCCUUCAUCCCAUCAACACCACGAGGUCCUCCUAAUGCCACCGCUCCGGAGGCCCCAAAGCCACCCGGACCUCCAGAGGAGCAGAAGAAGGGUUGGAGGAACCCAACGCACCCCAAGAGAAGAUCCACGGAGUCUUCUUCUCCGGGCAGGGGUGGGGGUUGGGAUGUCCUCUCCAGGGCCGCUUUUUCCCUGCUGGAAUAAAGAUGAUCCAAAGGAAGUGGG
Messenger RNA from Cuculus canorus (common cuckoo), 1931 nucleotides. Its product is annotated as solute carrier family 22 member 6-A-like. The record is from RefSeq and is a predicted model, not a curated record. The transcript has 10 exons. Gene Ontology annotation, molecular function: transmembrane transporter activity. Gene Ontology annotation, biological process: transmembrane transport. Lineage: Eukaryota; Metazoa; Chordata; Aves; Cuculiformes; Cuculidae. Gene Ontology annotation, cellular component: membrane. Bases 111 to 1910 code for a protein of 599 amino acids.